AUGCUGGGGAAGGCGUGUCUAAAGACACCUCGCUACCUUCCCGCCAAUAUUGCUUGGGGAGUAUCUCGUCGUAUCGUCGCCCCUAGGCAACUCCAUACCAGUUUAAGCCGUGCCACCAUCCAGUCCCGAGGAGACGAAUCAGGCCAUAUACAAGCUGGUACAAAUGAAGCUAUAGCCUAUAUUGACAGCUUAUUUCCGCUCAGAUUGAAGUGGCUACGUGAAAUUCCAUUCACCACUCCAACGACCGGCUCUAUUUCUACGGACCUCAAGAAGCGGAUAGAUAGACCGGAUCUUGCAGCUGCAGAACCCUUGUCCGUAGUGCAGCGAGCGUUACCGCCCGAACUACGCGGUGAAAUAACCGAAGUUAUUCCUCGCUAUGACGAGGGCGGUGCCUUUGUCAAGUUCACCCACGGGCCUGGGGUUGACGCUACAGAGCUGGCAUACCAACUAAAAGAUUAUCUGAUGAAGAACCCUGUCAGGCCAUGGUUUAACCCUUUUUACGCUACCCGUAUCGCUUUGGUGCGAGGUCGACCGUGGAUAGAAGAUCUUUAUCGCAUUCCUAGCAGAAAACUCAAAGUUGAAUUUCUCCCGACAUUUCCUGAAGCAGCUGCAGCAGAAUUAACCCAGGAAACAUUGUAUUCGUUGGCCAGGCGCUAUGGGAAGUUGACGGACAUUGUGGCGCAAUCAUCGGAUUCCAAAGUUGUGCCGCGGUAUGCGUUCAUUGAAUUCAACAGACUUCGGAGUGCAAUAACAGCUAAAAAUUGCCUACACGGGUUCAAGGUUUCCGAGGGUGAAGGGGGAGGGAAGUCGGGGACCCUGCUCAAAAUCACCUAUGAACAGAAAACGAAAGGGAAUUGGUUACGGGAUUGGUUAUUCAACCACCCAAGAAUCGUAAUUCCCAUUCUAGCGGCACUUCUCGCAACUCUUACGGUCAUCAUAUUCGAUCCAAUCCGCACUUUCUCCAUUAAAAUUAGAAUCAAGCCGCCUCUUCACCUGAAAGAUAACAUUGUUUGGCAAUGGGUGCAACGGCAAGCUAGUAAAGCGAACGAAAUGAUUUUGUUCGGGCACCAUCGUUCGGAGGCUGGAGGGCUAAGAGCGGUAUGGGAAGACCGGAAAGGCGAUAUUCAAGUUAUCCAAAGUUGGCUGCUCGAAGUUGCCAGUACUUUAAUCAUAAUCCAAGGACCGCGUGGUUCUUGCAAGAAGGAGCUCAUUCUGGAUGAAGUGUUGCAGGAUCGUGAACCCAAAUUAGUUAUAGAUUGCAAACCCAUCCAAGAUGCCAAUGGCGACAGCGCCACAAUCAAUGCUGCCGCUGCUGAGGUUGGCUAUCGACCUGUGUUUUCCUGGAUGAACAGCGUCAGCAGCGUGAUAGAUCUGGCGAUCCAAGGAACUACAGGUGCAAAGGCCGGUUUCUCAGAAACGCUAGAUGCCCAGCUCGGAAAGAUAUUGCAGAAUACUGCGAAUGCAUUGAAAAAAGUGGCUCUUGAGGGGAGAGGAAAAGAUGACAAAGAUGCCAAUCUCAGCGAUGAAGAGUACCUGGAAGCUCACCCAGAAAGGCGCCCAGUUGUGAUAAUCGACAAUUUCUUGCAUAAAAACAACGAAAAUCCGAUGAUUUAUGACAAACUAGCUGAAUGGGCAGCAGCGGUGACCACUUCUAACAUUGCUCGUGUAAUAUUUUUGACGGAGGAUGUUUCAGCCUCGAAGUCUUUGAGCAGGGCUCUUCCGAGCACAGUUUUCCACCAGAUGUCAUUACAGGACUGCUCAUCGGAAGUGGCCAAGCGCUUCGUCCUUGAGCAUAUUCGAGCUGAGGGUGAGGGAAACCAGCGGAACGACACUCCUGAGAGUCUGCAACAUAUGGAAGGGCUUGAUGAUGCCAUCCAAGCUCUGGGCGGACGCCUGACCGAUCUCGAGUUCCUAGCUCGAAUGAUCAAAACUGGAUCAACGCCAAAGGAUGCCGUCCAACGAAUAAUCAAUGAUGCUUCUGCUGAGAUUUUAAAAUCGUUUAUCCUCGAUCUCCCCGCCACCAAGAACUCGCCAUGGUCGGCAGAACAGGCUUGGUAUCUCAUUUCGAAAUUUGGAAAGAGCGAUUCAGAAACGCUGCGAUACAAUGCCAUUUUGCUCCAUCCCCUAUUCAAAAGCGGUGGCGAGGCCGUGGUCCAGGCCCUCCAGCAUGCAGAGCUUAUAUCUGUUUGCACUAUUGACGGCUCUCCGUCAUCAAUCAAACCGGGGAGACCAGUAUACCGUGCAGCCUUUAAACAACUUACCGACAAUAGGGCCUUGAGAAGUCGGUUCGAAAUGGCGAUAUUGGCCCGGUUAAUUGCGAUCGAGAAUCAAAAUAUCCAAAAUCUAGAAAAAGAAUUACAGGUACUUGGGUCCUUCCCAAAGCAACCGGGUGAAGUAGCACCACGUGUCCGUUGGUUACUGGGAAAGUUGAGCGGCUCGCAGGUUAAUUUGGAGAAAUAUGAAAGGAAGGCUUCCUUGUUAAAAAAAGUCCUUGAGGUGGAGUAA
Molecule: messenger RNA, 2505 nt
Organism: Histoplasma capsulatum G186AR
Lineage: Eukaryota; Fungi; Ascomycota; Eurotiomycetes; Onygenales; Ajellomycetaceae
Exons: 3
Coding region: 1-2505 (834 amino acids)
Cellular component (GO): mitochondrial inner membrane
Molecular function (GO): RNA binding
Source: RefSeq, a predicted model, not a curated record